Chlorocebus sabaeus (green monkey) is the source of this 4796-nucleotide messenger RNA. It is a transcript of the gene CCDC174, whose product is annotated as coiled-coil domain containing 174. The record is from RefSeq and is a predicted model, not a curated record. NCBI's taxonomy places the organism in Eukaryota, Metazoa, Chordata, Mammalia, Primates, Cercopithecidae. Gene Ontology annotation, cellular component: nucleus.
ACGCAAACUCAGUGUCGUUAUCGAAGACACUUCCGGUUGCGACGGAGGUAGGUUUACGAGGCCUGCUUCGGGUGCGAAGGGUUCUUCUUGGGCCGGGCCACUGCGGCGCGACCAUGGACCGUAGGAAAAAACCUUUGGACGUCACGGCCUCCUCGUUGGUAGAUCUUAAGGCUGAACUCUUCCGAAAGCAAGAAGAAUUCAAACAAGAAAAACUUUUAAAAGAUUCUGGAGUUUUUGGAAAACCAAAAACAACUAACAAGAAACCAAGUAUCUGGAGCAAACAGAAUGUAGGCAUUUCAAAUCGAGCUGAGAAGGAUGCUGAACAGAAGAUUGAAGAACAGAAGACUUUAGACAAAGCAAGGGAAAAAUUGGAAGAAAAAGCCAAAUUAUAUGAAAAAAUGACUAAAGGAGACUUUAUAGAUGAAGAAGUGGAGGAUAUGUACCUUGUGGAUUUCACGCAGAAGAUCAUAGACAAGCGCAAAGAAAUGGAGGCAUCUGGUGCCCAUAGAGAUUCUCAAAAGGCAGGAGAAAGGGACGACGAUGAGGAAAACCUUCCUGAGGGAGAGAUCCCUCCUCCCCAAGACCCCAGUGAAGAAUGGGUGGAUUAUGUGGACUCUUUGGGGCGUUCCCGGCGUUGUAUGAGAAAAGAUUUGCCAGAUCUGCUGGAGAUGGAUAAAAAUCUUCAGGGGAGACUUUUUGUUAGUCCUGCUAAUGAAAAAACCCUGUUAUCUGAAGAUAUGAGAAAAGAACUUCAGCGCCAGCAAUGGGAGGAAGAAGAAAGAGAGGCCCUGAAGAGGCCCAUGGGGCCCGUACAUUAUGAAGACAUUCGGGAAAAUGAGGCCCGGCAACUCGGCGUUGGGUAUUUUGCCUUUGCCCGAGACAAAGAGUUGAGAAACAAGCAGAUGAAAACCUUAGAGAUGCUGCGUGAACAGACAACAGAUCAGAGAACAAAACGAGAAAACAUAAAGGAAAAGCGAAAGGCUAUCUUAGAGGCAAGACUUGCCAAACUUCGACAAAAAAAGAUGAAAAAAUCAAAAGAAGGUGGAACAGAGGAAGAAAACAGAGAUGGAGAUGUUAUUGGGCCUUUGCCACUGGAGCCAGAGCCUGUGCCAGCUCCACGUCCUGCUGCCCAGAGUAGCAAGGUAGAAGUCAUUGUCCAGGAGAGGAAGGACACCAAGCCCGGAGUGCCACACAUCCGGGAGUGGGACCGCGGAAAAGAAUUUUCCUUUGGAUACUGGUCGAAGAGGCAGUCAGAUCUCCGGGCUGAGAGAGAUCCUGAGUUUGCCCCACCGUCAGAUUACUUUGUGGGUCAGAAGAGAACUGGUUUUUCCAGCAGCCAGGCAUGGAGCAGGCCUGGGCCAGCACAGAGUGACCCAGGGCAGUCCUCUGACCAGAGCCACGGACCUAGCCCUGCACAUACGUCACCCACUCCUGCCCCCGACAACCCACCACAAGCCCCCACAGUUACUUUCAAAACUCUGGAUGACAUGAUUUCCUAUUACAAACAAGUGACUUGAUCUUUCAAAGCACCCUGACUUGGGUUUGUACUUUGAUAGUGCCUUUCUCUCCCAGAGAGAGAGAAAUGACUUUAGGAACUGAAUUUGUACCUUUGUCCUCUCCUUUUCCUAGGAGGCACACACUUGAGGUUGGAUUUGUCAGGAAGGAGGAAAGUUGUGGAAACUUUGGCCACUUGGCUGUUCAUUUUUUUCUAAGAGGGAUAUGGACAUACCUACCUGUAUUUACACGUGAACUGCAAUAGAAUAGAAGUAUUUAUUCUGUAGAAUUUGACACUGAGAUGUGCUUAAAACCCUAUCUGUUUCAUACCUACUCCCACGACUUACUCAUAUUUAAGGGUUCUUUUCCAUUCCUUUUGCAAAUACUAGCAUGCAGGUGUCUUUAUUCCAAGGGUUCAGCUUCCAGAUCAGCUGAUGGAACCAUAGGUGAGGAGGAAUUUCUCCCUGUCAAGCAGUGGCAGACUGCAUGGGAGGCGAAAUGCUCUGUUCUCCAAGAGGACCCGGAAGUAAUCACAUAGGAAAUGAUAAGGAAGACCAGGAGGAGCUCUUCAUAGUCCAGAAAGGUAGAAGUGGGAGUUGUUUACUUACUUUUACUGUCAUACCAUCCUAUUACCUACACUCCUGUGUGCAGUGGGCAUUCAGUAAAUGUGUGUUGAAUGACAGACGUACGUGGAGGCUGCUGGGCCUGGUCAGAGAAUGAUACGCCUUAGCGGCAAUGGUUACAGCUUUUCAGCGCAUCCCACCUCCCUGUCGCCCCCAUGCUCAGCUUCCUCACGUUCAGGAACCUGACUUGGAUCAGACUUGGGGCUGCACAGUGGAGCAGGUGGGUCCCCAUGUCAUUAGUAACAAGGAGAGGGUUUGGGGUGGGCAGGGCUCCAGAAAUUCAGCGAGGUGCCUGGGCACCCACCCCAUCCUCUGCCUGCCACACCUCAGAGGGUUCCUACAGGUGCAGACAAGCAGUUGAGAGUUGAUGACCAGGCCCAUAGGGCUCCCAUAGCUGGUUCCCAGGCCAGUGAGUGCUGUGAGAAUGUGGUAGCACAAGUCCUUGAUGUUCCUCGAGGAGUGGGAAGGAGACGAGUGAGUGAAGGAGAUUGUCCCCUGGGGGUCCUCUGCAAUGGCAUCGUCUCUGUUCCCACAGUGCUGCAGUGUGGAAGGGAGUGCCCCAUCCUCAUUACAGAUGACACUGGAGUGUGGAGGGGUCGAUGACUCGUGCAGGGUCAUAUGGUACCUAAGGAGCAGAUCUCAGAUCUCAGACUUAAACACAAUUGAUGUCUAACUUGCAGACAGUCUUUUCAGUGCCCUCUGCUCUUAGUUUUGUUGCCCUAGUAUCAAGCAAUCUUAGACAAACAUCCUGAAUUCUUACAAACUUACCUCUAAACACCGAGGGUAAAGAUGCCAGUUCUGUUAAUGGUCAGCCUAAUCAUUCUGUCAGCCUAAUCGGGUAAUUGCUUUUUUUAAUAAAUACACAUAAAAACCAGCUAACCCAGCUGCCUUUUUUGCAGAAAUUGACAAGCUAAUCUUAAAAUUCACAUGGAAAUGCAAGGAACCCAGAAUAGCCAAAACAGGGGUCUAGAGAAAAAACAGAGAGGACUCACACUUCCUGAUUUCAAGACUAACCACAAAGCUACAGUAAUCUACACAGUGUGGUAGUGGCAUAAGAAUAGACACAUAGAUCAGUGGAAUAGAGGCGAAAGUCCAGAAAUAAAACAUAUAUCCGUGGUCAACUGAUUUUUGACAGUGGUGCCAGGACCAUCCAGUGGGGAAAGAACAGUCUUUUCAACAAAUGGUUCUGGGAUAACUGAAUAUUCCAUGCGAAAGAAUGGGUUUGGACUUCUGCCUCAUGCCACAUACAAAAAAUCAACUCACGAUGAAUUGAAGACCUAAAUGUAAGAGCUAAAACUACAAAACCAACUGAAACAGCUGGUAGGAUAAAGAGGGAGGAGAAAAAAAGAAAAAUUGGAAUACUAAAAAGAAAAAUAGAAUUAUUAGACAUGCUAGAAUCACAGGAAAAAUAGAAAAAAGAAAGGGUAGGAAGAAAAUAAUGAAUAGACAAAAGAUGGAAAGAGGAUGUAUGUGUAACGCAGAGCAGAAGGACCCGAGGCUGACUGGAGUGGAAAGGAGAAGGGAGAUGGGGCAAGGCAGGCAGCAGGAAGAGCUGUAGGUAUGGGAGCCAGCAUCACAAAGGGUCCAGCCCAGGUGACCACAUCCAUGCCUGUGGCAUUCAGGUGGAUGACGAAGCAGUUGUGCUCGUUGGCUCAUGGUAACUGUUGUCUAAUAACUGUGAGUCACAUUUUCUCUGGGAUUUCAAAAACUAAAUAAACCUAUUUAUAAUCCUCUCUUAACAGUAUAAAUUUAGUUCAGUGUUUUGCGAGCCCUUUUCUGUUUCAGAUCCAGUUCUUUGAGUAUUGACACACCAUCACAGUCUUACUGUGUGACACGGGCCUGUCUUGUACCAGUGUAUCCAGCAGAUGGCAUUAGAGUUCUUAGAUGUCAGCUCCAUACUCUUAAAACAGCACCCUCCAACAGAAAUAAAAAAUAAACCUGUGGCAUGCGCCUGUAAUCCCAGCUACUUGGGAGGCUGAGGCAGGAGAAUGGCUUGAACCUGGGAGGCGGAGGUUGCAGUGAGCCGAGAUUGUGCCGUUGCACUCCAGCCUGGGCAACAAGAGCGAAACUCUGUCUCAAAAUUAAAAAAAAAAAUAAGCCCAGACUCUCAUUUUCAAUUUUCUAGCAACCAUAUUUAAAAAGUGAAAUUAUUUUUAACUCAGCAUAUCCAAAAUAUUCCAACAUGUACUCAAUAUAUGCAAAUUAUUAGUGAGAUCUGAAAUUAUUCUUUUUCACACCAAGAAUUCAGAACUCACUGUGUAUCCAGUUAUGCAUAUCUCAAUUUGGAUGCUAACUUUUCAUCAGGAAUACUUGAUCUGUAUUUAGGUUUUAUAAAAUGUGCAGUUGAAAAACACAAAUUCAUAUCCAAGUUGUUCCAAAGAUACUUAAACAUAGUAAAGUUUUUCAGUAACUGAAUUGAAUAUCAAGUUUGAAAAAAUAAAACCCAGUUCCUUAGUCAUGCUAACCUUGUUUCAGAUGCUCAAAGGGUCCGUGCAUCUAGUGCUGCUGUCCUGGACACAGCGGCUCCAAGUGAUCUGCUUUUACACACUUCCUGGUCCGACUAGACAUAAUCCUCCCAUUAGUAACUAAAGUAUUGGCCAAUACAUUUCUCCCAGGCAGACAUUAAACAUUCACAGUACUCUGUGGCCAUGUUUAACUUGGGAGCAAGUAGUGGCAAAA